UUCCAUCUAUCCUUUGAAUUGGACCCCUAAGCUAAGUAGUACUAGCUAGAGCAACUCUUUUUCAUGGCUACAUUAAUAGCUGCUAGCUCCGCCACCAUGCUAUUUCUAAUGCUCUUAUGCUCUCGCUGCUAGACAUGGCAAGUUCCCAGCCAGACUAAUCUCUCACUCCAUGCAUGCAUGCAUGCAUGUAUAAAUAGCAGCACUUUGAGGCAAGAAAUACGCCAUCUCCUUCACUUCCAUCUAUCCUUUGAAUUGGACGGACCCCUAAGCUAAGUACUAGCUAGAGCAACUCUUUUCAUGGCUACAUUAAUAGCUGCUGCUAGCUCCGCCACCAUGGUAUUUCUAAUGCUUUCGCUGCUAGCAGUCCUGGACAUAGCAAGCUCCUCCACAGAUUAUGGUGCUCUGCCAUCAUCCUUGCAGCAGGUGCCGUCACUACUGUGUCCAUACAACUGUCCCAAGGAAAACGAGACUCGCUUGCACAUCUACUUGCACCAAUACCCAGCGUGGCCAAACGUCCCCAAGCCAAACGAAGUAGGUGUGAUAAUGCCAAGCCAGCCUAUUGGGUUUGGCCAGAUUUACGUCGAUGACUGGUUCCUGACUAGUGGGCCGGAUCCGAACCAAAACAUUGUUGGACGUGCGCAUGGCUACCAUAUACAGGCGGGUCAGACCGUCACCAGUUGGUAUACUUCACACAUCUUUGCCUUUGAGAAUAAUGGCGACUGGUUUGCAGGGUCCAUUCUUCAGGUGUUGGGGAUCGUUAGCACAAAUCCUAGCGGCCAGUGGUCCAUUAUUGGUGGUACUGGAGCAUUUGCUAAUGCCCAUGGCACCAUCAACUUCUCAAGUUCCAUCAGUAGCACUGGCACUGAUGUCAUAUACACACUUGAUAUUCAUGUAUUCUAUACCCAAGAGAGUAAUUAAUGGUAGGUACGGUACGUACGCCUCUAUGACGAGAUGGUUGUUGUUGUACUAGAUUAUUAUUGAGUACGUGCUGAAACAAUAAUUUUAUAUAUCUAGCUUGCAUUGACGCGAGCUAGAUAUAUAGGUCAAUGCGUAAGUCUAUAUAUGAU
Zea mays is the source of this 1067-nucleotide messenger RNA. RefSeq names its product dirigent protein 1. The transcript has 2 exons. NCBI's taxonomy places the organism in Eukaryota, Viridiplantae, Streptophyta, Magnoliopsida, Poales, Poaceae. Bases 298 to 918 code for a protein of 206 amino acids. The record is from RefSeq and is a predicted model, not a curated record.